AUGAGGUUUCCCAUCGUCACGCUCACUAUUUUCACCGGUGUCUGCUUUCUUGCCCAGGCGAAGCCGCUCAACGUUCAUGCUAUUCCGCUGGUUCUGGGCGAGGAUAGCUUCAACGCUACGACCAAUGCUACGAUGGACUUUCUCGGCUUCACCGAGAGACGCUCAACAAGCAUCUCGUGUGGAAACAUCGGUCAGUAUGCAUCUGUCCACGGCGGAAACCCACCCGCCGUCCACAGCACCUACGCGGGCAUCUCCAGUCUGCUCAGCGACCUGCACUGUGUCUUCGGUAAGCCCGGUCAGACCCAGCGCGUGGCCUGCGUCGGCAGUGGCGACGACCUCACAUCCAUCUACGUCGUGAACAACAACAAGCGCGCUCACAGCGCUCCGUGCUACUGGCUCGGUCCGUUUGCAUACGACAUCCUCGGCGGAUGCUGCAAAGCAGGUCAUCCGUGUACGGACCCCUCCAGCAAGGUGCGUUGGGGUCCGGCUCUUGGCAGAUGGAAGGAAUUUGAUAUCUACUUCGUCGCCGAGCCGAGCGGCCACUGCUAG
Messenger RNA from Verruconis gallopava, 549 nucleotides. RefSeq lists its product as uncharacterized. NCBI's taxonomy places the organism in Eukaryota, Fungi, Ascomycota, Dothideomycetes, Venturiales, Sympoventuriaceae. The coding region runs from base 1 to 549 and encodes 182 amino acids. The record is from RefSeq and is a predicted model, not a curated record. The transcript has 3 exons.